AAUUUCCACAUUAAUUUGCGACGCCGUGACGUAAACGUGUCGAGAGUCAGUGUCCAAAAAUCGGGCUGUUACUCACUUUUCCACUAACGACACACUUUUCACCGGAAAACAUAUAUUUUCCAUCUAAUAAUUUCUCCGUUUAAUUGUUACCACAUUUAUUGGCACGAAGCUAUUCGACUUUGGAAGUUUGAUUGAAAAAUUUCAUUAUUUUUGAUUCAAAAUCAUUUUUGUCUAAAUUUGUAUUGGUCUUCUCUUAUUAUCGAGUAUGCCAGAGAAGCACAAACCAUCAGGAAUUACUCUUCUGUCGACAAUUGAUGAACAAUCACAAGUCCAGUUGAGUGAAACAAGUUUAUAACGCUAAAAUUCUCCCAAAAUCCUCACUCUGAUCGACUUUGGCGCAAUGCUCUCAGAGUGUCGCCAUUAUUCGUUUGUGUAAAUUGCAAGAAAGCGUCGCUGGAGGAAAAUGGCACGGAAAGUGGAAUUGAUGGCUGAGAUCAAGAAAAUUAGUGAUAUUGUCUCCGCAUCUGACUCCAAUUGGGACGUGAUCGAAGUCACGCAAUUGUUGAAAUCUCUGGGUCUGCAGCUGGACAAGCUGGGCUUCGACACCGCGGCCAAAGAAGGCGCUUCUUCCGGCCUCUCGGUGGAGAUCCGCUGCGGCACCUCAAACAUCGUGUCGAAGUUGUCUCAGGCGCAGCGCAUUUGUAUUUGUCCGGAGAAUGGACACAACAGUUCCUUCUGGGAGGUUCAGGGAACCGCUCCUGGCGCAAUCAAGCAGGAGAAGAUGGACGAGACGUCGUCUAAUCUUCUGCCGGACAUCUCCAAGUGCGUCAAUGAUGGUGUGAAGGCGCUGAUGCAAGCGGCUCUUCAGCUACUGAACAACAAAAAUGGCCAGAAUUCCGAUGCCAACAAGGAGAACACUGAACCACAGGAACUGAACACUUCCUCCUCGACGCAAAUCUUGUCCAGCAGCCCGAAGAUUGACGUCUGCCUGAAGUCUAUGCGCGCUGACACGGAUCGUGAUAUUGCCAUCAUCCAGCAACUCUCCGAGGCGCGAUACAAAGUCGACCAGGCGCUCCUCAUGCUGCAGCUGAACAAGAGGACUGACGGGAUUCAAGGCUCUCUCCAGAUGAACACGCCACAGAAGCCCACCGCCGCGUCAUCGCCUCACUUGCCAUCUCUGAAGAAGUAUCCAUCACUGGGUCUGGGCCUCAACAAGUUGUCAGAGAAGCCAUCCGUCGGUAUUUUGGCUCUGCCACCACGGAAAGAUGCGCGCACCAGGCGAUCCAUGGGAAGUCUCCUGGACACUGCUCCGUCACAGCUGCCCAAAAAGGAGCCUCCAGCAAUACGCGUAUCCGUCGCGGCCAAUUCAGGAGCAACGCCGAAGUUGAAGCCAAUGGUUAAGCAGAACAUCACCAGCAGCCUGAGGAAGAGCCUCACAAAUCUCAACAAGCCGCAGGACAAGAAGUAAUUUUAUCAGUGAUUUUUUUUUUCAAAAAUUGAUUGCGUCAGUAUUUUUACAUUAAAUGUUUCCAUCAAAACUUAAAA
This is a messenger RNA of Phlebotomus argentipes, 1545 nucleotides long. RefSeq lists its product as uncharacterized. The record is from RefSeq and is a predicted model, not a curated record. Lineage: Eukaryota; Metazoa; Arthropoda; Insecta; Diptera; Psychodidae. The transcript is spliced from 2 exons. Bases 464 to 1468 code for a protein of 334 amino acids.